CUGCAUCACAAUACCCACACAGGGUAAUUCACCGUUAAAUUCCGUCCUAACAUAGAAUGCAUAUCGUCAAAUACGCGUUAACCCCGCCGGAGAGCCCAGAACGGCAAUGAAGCUAUAAAUGCCUCCCCCCUGUCUUCGCGAUAGAUCCAUUGACGCAGGUACAGCUUUUGAUGAUGAAGUGCAUUAAGGGCCUGGCGUGGGCCGGCAUAUUCUUGCGGAUUGCUGCACUGGACGCAGAUAGCAUUGCUUCUCAAUAUUUCGGCAACGAUGCUGCAUGGUAUCGCGAUCGUAUCCCUCUCUUCGAGGCCAGCGUGGCUGAUAUCCAGGAUGUAUACUACUACCGGUGGAACAUUUUCCGUGCCCACCAGCGUGAUCUGGGCGCUGAUGGAUACAUUUCCACUGAGUUCUUGAAUGAUGUUGGCUGGCAGAGUCAGCCAUCGGCGCUGCUGAUUGAUGCUUCCAAUUUCCAUCUGCGCGAAGGUCGAUGGUGUCGGGAUCGUCGGUUCAAGAGUGACUAUGCGAGCUUUCUUUAUGGCCCGCAUAAGAAUCCCUACCAAUUUUCAGAGAGUAUGGCCGAUGGUGUGUGGCAGGGAUAUCUGGUUGAUGGAGUAGCAGACGAAGCUACAGCCCAUCUAGAUGCCAUGCAAGCUGUCUUUAACGGCUGGAAUACCACUUCCAUGUCAACAGGCGGAUAUGACACCUCCAAAGCUCUGUACUGGAUCCAACCACUCACUGAUGCUACGGAAUAUACAAUCGCAAGUAUCGACGCUUCUGGAGGCGAGGAUGGUUUUACCGGCGGCAAUGCGUUCCGACCCAGCAUCAACAGUUACCAGUAUGUGAACGCGCUGGCCAUUGCCAAUCUGGCCAAACUCCAAGGAAAAGGAGAUGUGGCCGAGAAAUAUCAGCAGCAAGCUGUAAACAUCAAGAGGACAGUUCAGGACACAUUGUGGAACAGCACCUUCGAGCACUUCAUCGAUCGAUUCAAAGUGGACAAUGAGCGCGUCACCUACUGGGACUUUAUCCGAGGCCGUGAGUUGGUGGGAUACGUUCCUUGGACACACGAUCUCCCAGAUGACACAGAGCAGUUCGCCGAAGCAUGGAAGCAUCUCCUGGACAGCAAAAAGUUUGCAGGCGCUCACGGCUUACGCACCAAUGAACCGAGCUACGAAUACUACAUGAAACAAUACCGAUACGAGGGCUCAAAGCGCGAGUGUCAGUGGAAUGGACCAUCGUGGCCUUAUCAGACUACCCAAGUUCUAACUGGACUCGCCAAUUUCCUUGACCACUAUAACACCUCCGCUGCCACCAAUAUAGUCACAAAGACGGACUACACUCAUCUACUCCAACAGUAUGCUCAGAUACACUAUAACCGCAAUCGAGGCGGCGUCCUUAACCUGGAAGAAGACUAUGACGCCGACACCGGCAGUCCGAUAGUAGGGCUGACGCGAUCUCCGCACUAUUUCCAUUCCGGCUUUGUCGACCUGGUCCUCACUGGACUAGUCGGUAUCCGUCCUCGCGCUGAUGAUGUGCUAGAGGUGAACCCACUGGCAGAUCCAGCAGUCAUAUCAUACUUCCGCGCCGAGCGCAUUCUCUACCACGGCCACGAGAUCGCCGUUCAGUGGGACAAAGAUGGACAUCACUACGGUACAUCGGGGUUAGUGGUAGAGGUAGAUGGCAAAGCAGUCUCCUCGUCACCCACCCUGGCCCGUAUCACUACCAGCAUCACCAGCAAAACUCCACCCACAAUUAACCGUCCCGUAGCUGUCUCCGUUCAAUUGGACUCCACGUCAUAUCCCCGAGGGAGCGUCUCCAUCCCAGAUGCAGACACUAACGCCAUCCACGCAGCCAUCGACGGACGGGUCUGGUUCUUCCCCGAGUCCGACGUCGCGAACGGAUGGGACACCCCGGCCGGCAACGGCAGUGAGCUGUGGUAUCAAAUUAGCUUUGAGGCCUCUACUAAGGUUGCGAGUGCGGAGAUUGCCUUUUUUGCUAAUAGCACGCAAGGCUACGAUAUCCCUGAGAAAUAUAAUGUUCAGGUUGGUGUGUCUGGAGUGUGGGCGGACGUUUCGAACGCGAAUCAUAGUACGCCACUUGCGAACGGAAUUACGCAGGCUACUUGGAAUGCCGUCGACACAGAUAAGAUCCGGUUGGUCUUUGUACCACAGGAGGGUAAGAAGGUUCGGCUCGUGGAGUUCAAGGUUUUUGGGGAGGUGGUGAAUAGUGAUUAAGUUGGUCUGUUAGACUAUUGCGUUGCACGUAUAUCAAACCGUUGUCUAGCUCGUGCUUGGAUAUAGGUAUCGGAAAGUUGUGCCGAGCCCCGACGAUAGUAUCAACGAGCUCUUCGCAAAGGCAAGACGAUUAUAUAGCAGUAGAC
Messenger RNA from Aspergillus alliaceus, 2374 nucleotides. RefSeq names its product Six-hairpin glycosidase-like protein. The transcript has a single exon. Lineage: Eukaryota; Fungi; Ascomycota; Eurotiomycetes; Eurotiales; Aspergillaceae. Gene Ontology annotation, biological process: carbohydrate metabolic process. The record is from RefSeq and is a predicted model, not a curated record. The coding region runs from base 171 to 2228 and encodes 685 amino acids.